AUGACAGCAAAGAGAGUCCUGUGUGUGCCGGAGGGUCUAGAGCUCAUCUAUACACCACCCCCCCCCCCCCCCUCCUCAGGAGCCCUGGUGGACCAGGCGGUCUUCGAGGAGCUGAUCCGGGACCACCUGCCCCAGCUGGUGGAGCACAUGGCGGACCUGAGCUUCUUCUCGUCGGUGUCGCUGUCCUGGUUCCUCACGCUGUUCGUCAGCGUGCUGCCCAUCGAGAGCGCCGUCAACGUGGUGGACUGCUUCUUCUACGACGGCGUGAAGGCCAUCCUGCAGCUGGGCCUGGCCGUGCUGGGCGCCAACAUGGAGGCCCUCAUCAGUUGCCACGACGACGCCGAGGCGGUCACCAUCCUCAACAAAUUCUUCGACAGCGUGACCAAUAAGGACAGCCCCCUGCCGCCCACGGUGCAGCAGGCGUCGCUUAGCAACAGCGACCGGUCCUCCCACGCCACCGUGGACAUCAGCGAGUUGAUCCGGGAAUCCUACGAGAAGUACGGCAGCAUCCGCUCGGAGGACGUGGAGAGCUCCAGGAAGAGGAACAAGCUGUUUGUGAUCCAGACCCUGGAGGACACCACCAAGCAGAACGUGCUCCGCGUCGUGUCACAAGAAGUCAAAUUCAGCGCCUCACAGUUGGACGACCUGUACUACCUGUUUAAGAGGCAGCACUUCCUCAGCUGCUACUGGAUGAUCGACAGCCCGGCGCUGAUGCACCACGACCCCAGCCAGCCGUACCUGGACCAGUACCAGCUGGGCUUCCAGCAGUUCAGCCUGCUGUUCUCCCUGCUGGAGCCCUGGGCGGCCUGCUCCGCCACCCACAGCCUCUCGCUGUGGGUCUGCCGGCUCAUCGACCACAACCAGGACGGCCUCGUCAACUUCAAGGAGUUCUGCUCCGCCCUGGACAUCUUUUACCACGGGUCCUUCACCGACAAGCUGAAGUUCCUCUUCAAGCUGCAUCUGCCUCCAGCGUUUGAGCUCCCAGAGGAUGGUGUGAUCAGAAAGAGUCCUGAAAGAGGGAGAGGGAAGGUGGACCUGCAGGCCUACCUGAAACAGUGGCAGGACGAGAUCCUGAAGAAGGAGGAGACCAUCAAAGACCUGCCCAGAAUCAACCAGGCCCAGUUCAUCCAGCUCUCUAAGACCAUGUACAACCUGUUCCACGGCGACCCGGAGGAGGAGGAGCUGUACCGCGCCGUGGCCCGCGUCACCAGCCUGCUCCUCCGCAUGGAGGAGGUGGGGAGGAGGCUGCAGGAGCCCGCCAGCCCCCAGAAGACCCCCCCGGCUCCCCCCGCCGGUCCCCCCGAGCAGGGGGAGGGGGAGGGGGAGGGGGAGGAGCAGAGGGAGGAGCAGAGGGAGGAGCAGGCCUCCUCUUCCUCCGCUGUGCAAAAGGACUCCCCCACCUCCUCCUCUUCACCCUCCACGGUGCAGAAGGACUCGCCCACCUCCUCCCCCGCCUCUUCCUCCUCCCCCGCCUCUUCCUCCUCCCCCACCUCCUCCCCCACCUCCGCGGUGCAGAAAGACUCCCCCUCCUCCUCCUCCCCCCCCCCCACCUCCGCGGUGCAGAGGGACUCCCCCGUCUCCGGCGAGGUGGACUGGUCCUUCUCCUUCGAGCAGAUCCUGGCCUCGCUCCUCAACGAGCCCAAGGUGGUGUUCUUCUUCGAGCGGCCCGUGGACGCGGACGCCCGGCUGGCCCACGCCCGGGCCCAGCAGCUCAGACCCAGGGCCAAGUGAGGCGCCCCGGGGUGGGGGCGUCCGGUCGGUCCGCAACCCUCCAUCCCCCCCUUUGAGGACCACGGGGGCUGUGGUCCCCCCCCUCCGGUCGGUAGACCCUCUCACUCAAACCAGCAGCCCGGGUCCUGAAGUCCGACCGCGCUCUUUGUGGUCCGCGGGUUCGAGUUCUCCCUGAGAACGCCAGCCGCGUCGCCGCCCGACCACUCGCCACGGAGAGGAACCGCGUGCUCUCCGUCUCCGGCCCCCUUGUUGCUACGGCGACCGAGUCCGAAAAAAACACAGUGAACGGAUGGACGCGGUGAGUCACGCCGGCUCCAGCUUCUCCCGUGAGUCAUCGCGGUGAGUUGUCACGUUCCCCGGAGCCAAGGAACGCCAGUGAUCUGUUAUUACUGACCUUCACUAAAACAGGAUCUAAAGAGAGGAGAUAAUUAGUGAACAAUUCCAGCCCACCUUUAAAAAAAAAUCUAUUUUCGAUUUGUUGAUUAAUUUCUGACUAGCACCUGCCGUCGUUUGAUAUGUAGACAAGGUUUGGAAACGGGAUCUGGUGUACAUAGUCUGGUUUGGAGACCGGAUCUGGUGUCCUAGUCUGAAUACGUAGAUCAGGUUUGACACAGGAUCUGGUGUCCUAGUCUGAAUACGUAGAUCAUGUUUGGAGACAGGAUCUGGUUUAUAUAGUCUGAAUACGUAGAUCAGGUUUGAAGAUGGGUGUUGUACAGGUUGAUGUAACUCCACCGGCCAUAUUAGAUGUUCAGUGUUGUCAAUGAGUUACGAUGUGAGGCUUGAGCAAUAACUCGUGGAACAGCAAAGGCUAUACUAAUGGCACAAAAGUUAUGGCACAAAACUGCCAUCUCAUGUCCGAGACAGGUAAUGGUAGUUUGAGAAAGAAGUUGGGGUUAAGAAAUCACUUGUUUCUCCAUGGUAACCUUGUGUAAGUAGAGUGAUUAGCCAAUCAAAAAUCGACCCCUUGAGUGACAUCACAAGUGGGAGUGUUCCAUCCAGAUGCAUGAUGGGGAAGAUCAUGCAGUUGGGCAUGAACCGUGGUGGACUUUCCUACUGGUGAUGUCACUAUGGGUAGGUUUGGGGGUAAAAAGGGGCAUCCACUUCUUGGAUUAUGCAUCGUAUGUUUUCUCAUUGAAGCUCCAAAGGGAAUGCAUGGCUGAACCACGUACUGUUGAAGCGCUUUACGUUCUCGUUAUGCUCCUGUGUUGAAGAGCGUUUCCUUUGAUAACUGUCGUCGAGACUCGAGCUGGGAUCUUUGUAUUUUUUAUGGCAUGAGUUUGUGGUUUGCCUUCCGAAACACUUGCACUUUUGUGUCAGUAUGUCGCAGCGUACGUUCAGUGUCUGUUUUGCUCACGUCUCAGGGUGAAAUGUAAUUGGUCGGAUUUGGAUUUUUGGGCUGGCUGUGUUUUUGUUUCAUUUCAAAUUAAAAGCCCCCCCUGUAGGGUCCUUACAGGGCUGUGAUCCAUGCUGAGUGCUGACCGCAGAAGACAAGAUGAGCCCGGUUACCGUCGGUUAACCAGACACUCUUCACUUAUUCAGUCUUCUGCGUUCACAUUUCCAGUUUUAUAUGUGUUCUAUGAAUUCCCAGAUUUUGUUGUCAAAAGUAAAAUGUGUUGCAGAGUUGUACAUUAAGAGCUUGGAGUCAUAUCGCCGUGGAAACUUUGGAUCCCAAACAUUCCGAAUCACUUUCAGAGAUUUAUGCAAAGAAAUGUAGAAGUAUAGAAACGUAGAAAAGAUAGGAACAUAGAGGGAUUUUAGGAGAAAUAGGGAUCUUCAUCUAACUCAUUAAAGCACACCCCUCAUAGCAUGUAGGACCAUGUGGAUGGAAUAUACAUAUUUAUAUAUAGAAAUAUCUAUAUUGAUAUAUGUAUUAUAUGUUCUUACCAUGUGAACAGUAACGAUUCUGUUGUCGGUCGACUGAAAACCUGCCUUGGGUAAAAGAUGUAUAUGUGUAUCUAUAAAUAAAUAUAUAUAAUAAGGAUAUGAAA
Gadus macrocephalus (Pacific cod) is the source of this 3719-nucleotide messenger RNA. RefSeq names its product TBC1 domain family member 8B-like. The record is from RefSeq and is a predicted model, not a curated record. Bases 1 to 1731 code for a protein of 576 amino acids. Gene Ontology annotation, molecular function: calcium ion binding. Lineage: Eukaryota; Metazoa; Chordata; Actinopteri; Gadiformes; Gadidae. The transcript is spliced from 10 exons.